Molecule: messenger RNA, 4281 nt
Organism: Neopelma chrysocephalum (saffron-crested tyrant-manakin)
Lineage: Eukaryota; Metazoa; Chordata; Aves; Passeriformes; Pipridae
Gene: STC2
Product: stanniocalcin 2
Exons: 4
Coding region: 122-1039 (305 amino acids)
Biological process (GO): intracellular calcium ion homeostasis
Cellular component (GO): extracellular region
Molecular function (GO): hormone activity
Source: RefSeq, a predicted model, not a curated record
CGCGCUCGCCGCCGCGCCGGGCACAUGCGGUUCUCGGGGCCGCGGCGAGCAGCGCGCUGGGCCCGGGUGCGGCACCCGGCGGGGGAGGACGCGGCGGCGGCGGCGGGGGGAAGGCACGACCAUGUGCGCGGAGCUCGGCGGAAAGCUGGUGGCCCCGGCGCUGCUGCUGGCCACGGCCCUGCUGCUGGCCAGCGCCCGGGCGGCCGCGGGCACUGAGGCCACGCACCCGCCGGAGGGGCCGCAGGACAGGACCCCGCAGCAGAAGGGGCGCCUGUCCCUGCAGAACACAGCUGAAAUCCAGCACUGCCUGGUAAAUGCUGGCGAUGUGGGAUGUGGAGUGUUUGAAUGCUUUGAAAACAAUUCUUGCGAGAUCCGAGGCUUACACGAGAUCUGCAUGACAUUCCUGCACAACGCUGGAAAAUUCGAUGCCCAGGGAAAAUCCUUCAUUAAAGACGCUCUGAAGUGUAAGGCUCAUGCCUUGAGGCAUAAAUUCAGCUGCAUCAGCCGUAAGUGCCCUGCCAUUAAAGAGAUGGUGUUCCAGUUACAGCGGGAGUGCUACCUGAAGCAUGACCUCUGCUCUGCUGCCAAGGAGAACGUCCAGGUCAUUGUGGAGAUGAUUCACUUCAAAGACCUGCUGCAGCAUGAGCCAUAUGUUGACCUAGUGAAUAUCCUGCUCACCUGUGGCGAGGAGGUGAAAAAGGCAAUAACAAGAAGCGUCCAGGCCCAGUGUGAACAGAACUGGGGAAGUCUCUGCUCCAUCCUGAGCUUCUGCACCUCAGCUGGGCACGGUGACGCCGCCCUGGGCGCCGAGAAGAAGCCAGGUGAAGCCACCAAAGGCGGUGCUGGCCGUGGGGACAUGCUGGCCCACUCCGACCCCGACCACAGGGAGAGCUCGAGAGCAUCCAAGGGAGAGAGAGGUACCAAGGGCCACUUGAACGCCCACACCCGGGUGAAAGCUGGGGGCCACAGUCCCAAAGGGGCACAAGGGAUCGUGGACCGGGCAGACGAACUGUCCGACUUCUCCGACAUCCGGAGGUGAAAAAAGGCACCAGCUCCCUCUUCCCCCCCAUCCUCCCCCUCCACCGGAAUCCUCCUGAGUUCCAUCUUCCCGUCUAUGGACAUUCCAAAGCAUUUCCCAUUCAGAGGUCAAGCACAGGGCAUUGCAAGAUAUAUAUGGACCUCGGCAACAGUGUAUAUAGUAGCAAAGGGAGAGCAGUGGCAAUGGGUUAUCGAUCCAGCAAACUCGACACUCGAGCAGCCACCAAACGUGGCAAAAUGUCUCCAACUAAAUUCUUUUCCCCUUUUUUAUGAAACAGACAUAAUCUGAAAUUUAGGAUCUUGUUUGGGGAUUGUUGGGUUGGUUUUGGGGUUUGUUUUGUUUUUUUCCCUUGGUCUCCUUGGCUGGGGAGACUGUUCCAAGAGGGCUCUGCCAGACUGCAUGUGGCUGCUUGUGGCUUAGCACCUCCAAAGGUCUAGGGCACAGCCUUACAGCAGAUGGCUGAAUUCCAAAGGGAUUUGGUUUCUGCUUGUGGCUGAGAACGCAAGAGCUCCAGGCUCUCUAUGUGAAGCUCUCUAAUGAAGUAGCUGCCCCGUCUCUCGCACAGGAACCGUGCGGUCUGGAGCUCCACCACUUUCUCUUAACUAACUUCUGAGCCAUUGUUCCCACCUGGGUGACGCUGCCUGGUUUAAGUGCCCCCCUGUUUGUUUUGAACCACUGCAUAACUUGACACUUGCUAAUCACAGUAUCAUACCCAGUCCCUUCAGUGUAUCACAGGCGAGUAGUCAGCUUCCAGACAAGGCAAUGUGACUGUUAAAGACUUGCACAGUGUGGAGGACCCCCAAAAGUAUUCUUGUGGACCUCUAAGAACCCUGUGCAUAUUCUCUGCUUACGUCUGCCCCUUCAGUGAUACAGGUCUUCCACCCUUAUAGACAGCCCAAGCCUAAAGGGAUGGGUGUGGGCUCAGACAGCGAAGGACCCCAUAUGUUUAGUUCUUCUGUAGGGCUGCGUUGAAGGCCCCUCAGAAAUCUGUCUCUCCUUAGCAGUAGCGUGGUAUGGUUUGCUGAGAUGUGGAGCCCCACUCUAACCUGCCUAUAGCUAUGGUUUAUCCAAAUGCCAAAGAUAAGGAGAGGGGAUUGACUUGGGUUUAUUAAUUGUUGUGCAGAUAAUGACCACCGGUCUCCACAGAGUGAGUUAGUAAAGAUGAAGAGUGUCAAGAGCUUAUUGUCUUUAAGCAGUUUCAAGUGUGAAUGAGGUGUUUGGCCAUAUCUCUCCUACCCCCUAUGCAAUUGUAAUUCUCAGGUUGCAGCUCUGCAAUCCUAUAUCCCCAGAUAUUGUACUGGAAAUGGAGGUUACGGCAUCCAUGGGGACAGAAGGGUGAGCUCUCAGCUUCCUCGAGAGAAGAAGUGAGUUUUCUUAGAAAGUGGGAAUCACACCAGGGAUUUGAGCCUUCUCAUUUAGAAAGUUUGGGAGGAAAGCUGUGGGGGCAGGAAGGCAGUUCAGCAGGGACAGAACGUACCCAGUGAACUAACGUACGUCUUGUCGCAUGGUGGGAAGGAGCUGCAUAAGCAGUAGAGGGUGUUGGAAUUUGGCUACAAUUUCCAACCAAGAUUUCAGUUACUGCUGAGUGAACACGGCUCCUAAUAGCUGUAUUCAGGGUUUAAUGCAUGGAUCCACCCGCAGAAGGUAGAGGCACUGCUUUUAAUAGCAACCACGUAGGAAGCAAGAGAGGACAGUUAAGUUGAAAAGGUGUGUCUCUGUGAUCACCAGGUCUUUGCUUAAAGACAUGACCCUGAUCCUGCCUGAUUUUAGCAAAGUUCUCUGAUAACAUUUUUGUUUGACUCAAGUGGGAAGAGGUGGGAUCGGGCCAGAUGCUAUAGCAGCAAAGACCACGGUGAUGUGCUAGUGGGUGUGGCAGCUGCCCCACUGGGCUGGUGGCAGCUCUGCCAUCCCUGGGGCACCCAGGCUGUCCCACGGAGCAGCUUGGGAAGGUUGGUUUGUGUCUGAGUGUUGGCCACCUCCUCUGCUCCAAAAGGUGGCUGCUGGUGGUGCCAUGAGAAGGUUUCUAGCACGUGCCUCCAUGGGUUUCCUGCAAGCGUCCUCCCCCCCGGUGGCACAGAGCCACCACAAAGAACAAGCUCAAACCAAAAAGACAAUCCAAGCAUUUUAGCAAAAAAGAAAAAAGAAAAAAAGAAAAGGAAAACCAAUGCAAACCAGAAACAACUUGCUACCAGUGCAAUGUUCUUGCAUUGAACUAAAAUAAGAUCCCUCUGUCAUUAGAGGUCUGAUUCAUCAAUGGGAACCAAACAUAGAGAUCUACAUCCUUGAAUGUCUCAGUCAACAUAUCACCUCAGCAUGCAUACAGUUUUAUUUGUAUUCAUUGGUUCUGUGGGGAAAACUGUAUAUUCCCCUUGUUUAGUCAAUGAAAAUUGGGGGGUGGGGGGAGGACAAGCUGUGGGUGGGAGGGAUUUUUGUAUAAGGCAUCAUUUUUUUUUCCUCUGUGUGUGAAGAUUUUAUGUGUUCAUCUACUGAUUCCACAUAUGCUAUUAUUGUAAAUAUUUAACAUUUCUAUUUAUUAUAGUGUCCCCAUUUAAAAAAGAACACUGCUGGCUAUGAUAAUUUAAACGUAUGUCAUGACCUGUGUUGUUGUAUAUAUUCAUGCCACUAGUAUGGGUUUUUUUAUGUUUAAAGCUGCGUAAAUAUAGUUUUAUACAGUUCCAUAAUGUUAUUGACAGCAUAAAGCAUUUAUUUAUUGUUAAACCUUCUUUCAUAUCUAACAGAUAGGGUGCGUCUUACCUGAGAUUUAUUUUAUUGUGACAUCUACAUAGCCUUAAUUCUUUAUAAAAAAGAAAAAAAAAGUCCAUUUAGAUACUGUAUGAUGCUUUAAUUAACAUUCCUUAUGAACUUGCUGUUCAUAGAGGAGGUUUAGCUUAAAAGCCAAGGUAUGAAUGUUUCCUUUAUGCUUUGCAUCUGGAAUGAGCCUUGUUCUGGAAUGAAAAUACUGCAAGAAGCAAAACGCCUACUGGAAAAAGAUAGCAGUAAACCCUGGAAAAUGCUGUCCUAACUUACAGUGCUGAACUAAAAGGAGAAAAAAAAUAAAAUAAAAAAAAAUACAAACUGUCCUUAAUUCCAAAUCUCUGGGAGAAAAACAUACUAGUUUUAUCUCAUGUAGAAUUUGCAGCCAAAUAAGCUUGUAAAUAAAGAAAAUGCAUAUGGCUUUAGACAAAGCUCUGUACCUUUCACACUAUUAUUUUCCUUAAACACUAAUAAAUGUUUUGAAUAAG